AUGAGUCCAACUUGACGCAAAGCAGUCAGAGCCCGCAUGUGAGCAAUGACGUGUUGAGGCGAUGACAUUGGUCUUGGCGCCACAAGAGGUUGUUGGCGUGCUGUCGGACGUGAAUUGGGUGGUCGAAGGGAAGGGAGCGACGCCUGAGGGACGGACGGGCCGAAAACGUCAUCGAGUGCGCUGAGGAGAGACGGCCCUGGAUGAGGACAGGUGACCAUGGCCGUGGGUGCCACGAGUCUGCUGGCAGGGUCAGACAGAGGGUCCAGCCCCGUCAGAUCAAUUAUGGGCGCAGCAGGAAAAACAGAGUGCAUUGGGAGGGAGGGUGCCUCCGCAACAUGCUGCGUUGAUUGAACAGGUGGAUGGUCAGUGAAAACUAACAUUGGAGCGGUCGAAGGGACGCCAAAUGCUUGGUUUGCUCGUGGACCAGGACCCUCGCCAUGUGCAAUAUCAGCGGAACCUGCGGGGAACCCGGUAGGAUACCCGGGAUGCCGAUGUACCCCGGGUAUCGUACCAACGUCGACGGGAUGCCGAGACCUACUCAGGACGGACCGACGGGCAUCCCGGGUCUCACGCGGCACAAAGUCACCGGGAGGAGGCAGAGGCUGGACUUCUGCCAGGAGAGCUUCAACAGACGGCAAAUCGCUUGAAGAGGAGGAGUCGCUAGAGUAAUCCUGGGACUGUUCACUGAUGAUCAUGUCCCGCACCAUCAGGCGGAGACGA
This is a messenger RNA of Dacryopinax primogenitus, 720 nucleotides long. RefSeq lists its product as uncharacterized. The record is from RefSeq and is a predicted model, not a curated record. Bases 486 to 647 code for a protein of 53 amino acids. NCBI's taxonomy places the organism in Eukaryota, Fungi, Basidiomycota, Dacrymycetes, Dacrymycetales, Dacrymycetaceae. The transcript is spliced from 2 exons.